Aspergillus costaricaensis CBS 115574 is the source of this 339-nucleotide messenger RNA. RefSeq lists its product as uncharacterized. Gene Ontology annotation, molecular function: structural constituent of cell wall. The transcript is spliced from 4 exons. Bases 1 to 339 code for a protein of 112 amino acids. NCBI's taxonomy places the organism in Eukaryota, Fungi, Ascomycota, Eurotiomycetes, Eurotiales, Aspergillaceae. The record is from RefSeq and is a predicted model, not a curated record. Gene Ontology annotation, cellular component: fungal-type cell wall.
AUGCAGUUCACUCUCACCAACGUCCUUGCCUUCGCCCUCGCGACUGAGGACAAGUGCGAUAUUAGCAACGUCUCGUGCUGCAACCCAACCAACGGGGACAAGACUGAUGGCUUCCUCAACAACCUACUCGAGUGGGGUGUCGUCGGCAGUCUGGUCAACGGUCAAGGAAGCGCUUGCGCUCCGGUCAGCCUCAUUGAUGAGCUUGGUAUUCUGGCCCUCGUCAAGGAUACCCCCGAUGGACCGGUCUGCGAGAACGUCAUUUCUUGCUGCCCUGGCCAGGGUGCUCAGUGUGUCGCCAUCGGUGACGGCUCUGGCUCUGGCUCCGGCUACAGCGACUAA